Messenger RNA from Nilaparvata lugens (brown planthopper), 746 nucleotides. Its product is annotated as myosin-IIIa-like. Gene Ontology annotation, biological process: protein phosphorylation. The annotation marks the transcript as partial. NCBI's taxonomy places the organism in Eukaryota, Metazoa, Arthropoda, Insecta, Hemiptera, Delphacidae. The record is from RefSeq and is a predicted model, not a curated record. Gene Ontology annotation, molecular function: protein kinase activity; ATP binding. The transcript has 4 exons.
GUGAACGUGUUGCUAUCAAAAUACUGGAAAAUGUAUCGGAAAAUAUCGAGGAAAUUGAGGAGGAGUACCUUGUUCUUCGAGACCUCAGUCUCCACCCCAACAUCCCGGCUUUUCAAGGUCUUUUUCUCAGAAGAGGAGUACUUCCGGAGGAAGAUCAGCUAUGGUUCACCAUGGAGUUAUGCACUGGCGGAUCAGUAACAGACCUCGUCCAGGGGUUGAAGAAGAGAGGGGAGAAUUUGACUGAAGACCAAAUAGCUUUUAUUAUUAGAGAAACGGUUGAGGCGCUGGUAUAUCUGCACAGCAACCACUGCAUGCACCGAGACAUCAAGGGCCACAACAUAUUGCUGACCGAGGAGGGGAAUGUGAAGUUGGUAGACUUUGGGGUAUCCUCUCACCUGCAGGCCACAAUGGGCCGUCGCAACACCUCUGUCGGAACACCCUAUUGGAUGGCACCAGAGGUGAUAGCCUGCGAACAACAACUAGACUCGUGGUACGACGCUCGCUGCGACGUCUGGUCACUUGGUAUCACGGCAAUCGAGCUGGCCCAGGGCGACCCCCCUCUUAGCGACCUGCACCCGAUGCGUGCCCUCUUCCAGAUCCCCCGCAACCCGCCCCCUCUCCUAGAGCGCACCGACUGCCCCCUCCUCGCUGACUUUGUGGCCGAGGUGCUAGUCAAGGAUCUCGAACUGCGACCUUUCGCCAAAGAACUGCUGUCUCACCCGCUACUGAAACGGGGGGCGGUUUCU